AUGAAAAUUGCAGUAGAAGGAUGUGCUCACGGAGAGUUAGACAAAAUAUACGAAUGCGUAGAAAGUUUACAGGAAAGAGAAGGAAUAAAAAUAGAUUUGCUAAUUUGCUGUGGUGAUUUUCAAGCCGUAAGAAACAAUGACGACUUAAGAGCGAUGGCUGUCCCUGAAAAAUAUCAUAAUAUUUGUACUUUUUACAAGUACUAUAGUGGGGAAAAAAUUGCACCAAUCCUCACACUCUUUAUUGGAGGAAAUCAUGAGGCAUCUAAUUAUCUACAAGAAUUACCUUUUGGAGGUUGGGUUGCUCCCAACAUCUUUUAUAUUGGGCGAGCUGGUGUUAUUCAAUUUGGAAACUUACGGUUAGGAGGUUUAUCUGGCAUAUUUAAAAACCAUGAUUACCUGCAAGGACUCUGGGAGAGUCCUCCAUAUUCUUCAAAUUCAUUGCGCUCAGUUUAUCACAUAAGGUCUUUGGAUGUGUUUAGACUGAGUCAGUUGAAAGAAAAAAUUCAUGUUAUGAUGUCACAUGACUGGCCAAGAGGUAUAGCUAAUUAUGGUGAUAAAGAUAAUUUAUUAAGAAGAAAGCCAUUUUUAAGGGAGGACAUUGAAUCUAAUCAAUUAGGGAGUCCUCCAGCUGAAAAACUUUUAAAUGAGUUAAAACCAGAGUACUGGUUUGCAGCUCACUUGCAUUGUCAAUUUGCUGCAUUAGUAAAACAUGGUGAUGGUACUGAAACCAAAUUCUUGGCAUUGGAUAAAUGUCUUCCCAAGAGAAGGCAUUUACAAAUUCUAGAUUUGCCAGCUGAGUAUGAUGGUGAUAAACAAUUAAAAUAUGAUAUUGAAUGGUUGGCUGUUUUGAAAAAUACAAACCAUUUACUGUCCGUUAAAAAUGUUGACUGUCAUCUACCUGGUCCUGGUAGCAAUGAGAGAUAUAAUUUUACACCAACUAAUGAAGAAAAAGAUCAUGUUGCAUCACUUCUGCAAAACUUAGUCAUUUCAAAUGAUUCAUUUGUCAGAACUGCACCAAUCUAUAAGCCCAAUACACCAAAACGAGCUCCUUGUGAAGCAAUUAUGAAUCCACAAACAGUUGUGCUGUGUGAGAAACUUAGUAUAGAUGAUCCUUUGCAAGUUGCUUUGGCCAGGAUGGGUCGAAGUAUGAAGCAACCUGAAGUCUUUGAAACUAUGGAGAUUGUAGAAAAAACUCCCAUCAAAUGUUUACCAAUGACAUUACCUGCACCAGUUACACCGAGUGAUUGUGAAGAUUUGUCAGAAACAACGUCUGCCUUAUCACAAAGUAACAGUUUUUUAACUGAAACCGAAAACACAACUUCAGAGUGUGAUACUCCUCCACAAAGUAAUAAAAAGGUAUUUAAAAGACGCAACUUAGCCAUGUAUUCUCUUGAAGAAGCAGAAAAUGGGAACAAUACAUCUGACUCUCUUGUAGACUCUGACAGUCCUAGAUCUAGUAAGUUUGCUUGUAAAUCAAAUGCUUUAUAG
Leptosia nina is the source of this 1488-nucleotide messenger RNA. NCBI's taxonomy places the organism in Eukaryota, Metazoa, Arthropoda, Insecta, Lepidoptera, Pieridae. The record is from the annotation of a GenBank genome assembly.